Molecule: messenger RNA, 3665 nt
Organism: Lampris incognitus (smalleye Pacific opah)
Lineage: Eukaryota; Metazoa; Chordata; Actinopteri; Lampriformes; Lampridae
Gene: dab2
Product: DAB adaptor protein 2
Exons: 15
Coding region: 509-2935 (808 amino acids)
Biological process (GO): receptor-mediated endocytosis; negative regulation of canonical Wnt signaling pathway; positive regulation of endocytosis
Cellular component (GO): plasma membrane
Source: RefSeq, a predicted model, not a curated record
AGUCCACUCAGCGGAAAACAUCCCGAUCCGACCUGUUUAUCAAAGUCCUGCAAAAUUCUGGCCUCUUCCAGGAGAGAGAGAGAGAGAGAGAGAGAGAGAGAGAGAGAGAGAGAGAGAGAGAGAGAGAGAGAGAGAGAGAGAGAGAGAGAGAGAGAGAGAGUUUACGGCCAACGCUGGACUGGAUCCCCACCGUUUUUCACACCAAACUCGGAUUACGCGGACCGAGCCCGCCCGCCCGGACGCUUCUUAACGAUUUGCUGCCUAAAUAAACGGAGCUGUGUGGCGGGAUCCUCCCUGCGGACGGUACAUCUGCGGUGAAGACUGUGUGGGGUCCUCAUCUCCAUCUUCGUCCUCUGAGGGGCUGCGCAGUCGACGAGGCAACUAGCUAGACGAGGAUGUGUAAGUGCUGAGCCAGUCUGCUGAGUCGACCUCCCUGCCCCUGCAACGCGGAGCUGCUGUCUGGUUCGCCUCUGUCUGUCUACUCGUCCGGAGAGGUUCGUCCCGCAUCAUGUCAACACAAGUGGAGAACAGCGUGCCUGUCCCUGCUGAUGACCCCCAGAAAGCCCCCACUUCUCCGACGUCCGCCUCCACCAGCCCUCCCACCUCUCCCACCACAGCCACAUCUAAGACCCCCUUCAGGAAAGAGAAGAAAAAAGUUCCAGAGAAGACGGAUGAAUACCUGCUGGCCAGGUUUCAAGGAGACGGUGUGAGGUACAAGGCCAAGCUCAUUGGUAUAGAUGAUGUCCCAGAAGCAAGAGGAGACAAGAUGAGCCAGGACUCCAUGAUGAAACUAAAGGGCAUGGCUGUAGCAGCAAGAUCCCAAGGUAAACACAAACAGAGGAUCUGGGUCAACAUUUCCCUGUCAGGCAUCAAGAUUAUUGAUGAGAAAUCAGGAGUGAUUGAACAUGAACAUGUGGUGAAUAAGAUCUCCUUCAUUGCUAGAGACGUGACAGAUAACAGGGCGUUUGGUUAUGUAUGUGGAGCUGAAGGCCAGCAUCAGUUCUUUGCCAUUAAGACAGCACAACAGGCAGAACCAAUGGUCAUCGAUUUAAAAGAUCUAUUCCAUGUCAUCUUCAACAUGAGGAAGAAAGAGGCCGAGACCUCACAGAAGGGGGAAAAUUGCAGCGUUGCAGUGGAGAAUGGAAGUGACAAUUUGCUGAGUCUUGACAGUAAAGAAACAACCGCUAAACAAGUAGAGCAAUUUGACCUUUUCGGUGACAUGUCGACUCCGCCAGACAUCCAUCAUCCGACAGGGUCUAACGAUAUUCUCUUGCUGGACUUGUCCGCAGAAGUUGACAGCAAUCAGAAUUGUAUAAAGGGAAACCCAUUUGUCUCAUCCUGUUCCUGUAACCCCUGGGCAUUUCCCCAAACAGAGAACCCCUUUUCCUCAACAUUUGGCUUCUUUCCAACCCCAGACAGUGACCCUUUCAGAGAUGACCCCCUUUCCAAAUCAACUCCGCAGAAAGCAUCCCAUAAUUCACAGAUCUCCCCUACGGCCACUAAUCAAAGCCCCGAGAGCACUGUGUCCACCGCUAGUAAGACAAUGAAUGGUGGUCUUAACGGAGACCAUGACCACACCAGUCAGCAGAUGAAUGGGCUAUCAAGUAAGACCGUAAUCCUAGCCCUUAGUAAUGGUCAGUGGCCACUAGGGGGCAGGAUUGCUCAUGUGAACAAGAUAACCAUGGGGGAGGAAAACGAAUUUGGAUCAGUUCUUUCAAUCCACAAUCCUUUCCUAAACGAAUCUAUGAAAAACGGUCCCGAUUUUAACGGACAGACAUGUGACCCACAAGCCUCAGUGACUCAUUGCAAGGACUCAGUUCUCAUUAGCCCACCUCCGCAGAACUCUAAGGCUGGACGAGGUCGAAGGAGUGCAAAGUCUACAACCAAUGAUCUGUUCGGGGCAGACCUGUUUGCUGCUCCAGGCCAGAAUGAAGGAUUAUCUGAUCCAGCUGAACUGUUUACCAAUACACCUGCUUGCUCUACUGCCUCCUCCAUAGCUGCUCUGGAUAAUCUCCACCUAGGUUCCCAGACUACCUCCACAGUCUCUGGUUCAGGCAUGUGGGGAACCCCUGCCCCUGUAAACCCAUUGUUCUCGCUGCCAGGAGGCAUCAGCCGAAUGCCACUCCCGGGUGCUCAGCCCCCUUUUCCCCAGCCAUCUGCAUUUGGCGCCCUGCCUAUACCACCACCAGCAUGGAAUCAGCAGGUGCCAUCUCAGUUUGGUGUACCAUCAGUCUCCCAGGCCUGGGGUGUGACUCCACAGACCGGGCCAGUUGGAACUCCAGGCUGGGGUCAACCCCUCAUGGCCAACCCUUUCCAAUCUGGCCAGUUUCCCGUAAUGGGUGACCAGCAGGGUCCUCCAAGACCUCCUCCCAGGCCACCUGUGAAAGAGGCCCCUCAAAAGGUAGAGAACAAUGCUUUUACUGCUCUGGACCCCCUUGGGGAGAAGGCGAAGAAGACUGGAAAGGACAUGUUCAAAGACUUCCAGAUUGCCAAGCCCCCUGCCAUACCAGCAAGAAAAGGGGAGCAAGGGACCAACCCUGCUUCAGUUGCCAGCAGCAACGGAGGAGGGGCAUUCGACCAGUACUUUUCCAGUAAAGUGGGGUUGCCUCAGGAAGUGGCAGACCAUGACGACUUUGACAUCAAUCAGAUCUCUGCUGUUGCCAAUGAGGUUCCCAAACCGGCCCCUGCUCCUGCUGCUGUUCCUUCUCCAAGCCCUAACGCCGGCCUCUUAGAUGCUGCCUUCUUCUGCACUCCUGUCACAACCUCAGCUCCAGCCCCAGCACAAGGCCUGAACCAGAACAUAUUUGAUGAGGCAUUUGGGGCUCCAAUUUCCAAUCCAUUUGAAACAAAACCCAUUGCUAUGAACACUCCUGUUGGACAGACUUCUGGCUCUGCAGAUAAUUUUGGAGACAUUUUUGGAAAUCCUUUUGCUUGAUCAAAAGUUUCUGUGAGCGCAGUUGAUGGCUACUGAUUUAUCCACAUAUCCUUCCAUAUAUCUAUAUGCUAAACAUGUCUAAAUCUACAUGAAUAGUGUUAUUUUCAUUAUUCUUUUUUGGCACGGGAUGUUUGAAUUGAGUAGCAAAGAUCAUCGCCAUCAAAUAACAUCUUGGGGACACCCAUCCAGCCAUUAUCCAAACCGCUUAUCCUGUUUUCAGGGUUGCGGGGAUGCUGGAGCCUAUCCCAGCAGUCACUGGGCGGCAGGCGGGGAGACACCUUGGAGGACAUGCUACCACAAAAUGCACAAGACAAUCCAAAUGAUCAACUUUUCUAACUCUGUCCCUGCACCCUCAAAUCCUGCUCUGUAAAACCCUUACUUUAACGACACACUCCUACUAUUGCUAUAGCAUUUUUUCUUCUUCUGUUCAAUCAGAUGUCUUACUAUUUCAGAACACCACUGAAUUCGAUGUAAAAUGAAAUUCUAUGCCACGAUCUGCUGGAGGAAUAAAUAUUGGAUCAAGGCAGGAUAGUGGACAUGUCUUAAGAUGUUAAGACUGAUAUUGUCUAAUGAACAGAAAAAAAUAAAACCGUACAGUUCUGGAGUUGCAAUAGGGUUAUAAUUUCUGGAAGGCUUUUAUGAUUGUUAUAUGCUUUGUGCUUGUAAAACCCUCUGAUCUUUUUUUUUUCUUUUCCUGUUUUUGCCUUUGAAUAAACAAUUGCAAUUCAAA